Molecule: messenger RNA, 2206 nt
Organism: Ceratina calcarata
Lineage: Eukaryota; Metazoa; Arthropoda; Insecta; Hymenoptera; Apidae
Product: protein gooseberry
Exons: 5
Coding region: 396-1877 (493 amino acids)
Biological process (GO): anatomical structure development; regulation of transcription by RNA polymerase II
Molecular function (GO): DNA-binding transcription factor activity, RNA polymerase II-specific; RNA polymerase II cis-regulatory region sequence-specific DNA binding
Source: RefSeq, a predicted model, not a curated record
GAAAGCCGAUCUGUCGAGGUCCAACUUUAGUUGCCGAAGGACCUUGUGUUUUAUGCAGGUGCCGAAGCGCGAUCAACGAACGAAAAAGAACGAGGAAUUAAGUGAUGGACUGAUUCUGAUACCGCGAUACGUUACGGAGUCUCGCAGUGGAUUAGAUCGGCGCAGGUCAGACGGCGAGGUGUUUAAUAGUGCUCCGUUUUCUAUAUUUAUUAUAUAUACAUAUAUAUAUUUAUAUAUAUAUAUAUAUUUUACCGGUUAUUGUAUCGGCGCACGAACUGUGCUCAGUGAUCGGGGAUCUUCGGUUAGUGAAACAUCAUUGAUUACUUUGGUGACAGACUGAGUGACAAGGUGCUAUUGGGAGCUCGUGUGGCGUUUCGUGGGACCGGCUAGAUGAGAUGACGGUGACCACUAAUUUCUCGAUGAUGCGACCUUGCUUCACAGGAUACCCCUUCCAAGAUUUAGGUUCGAUACCAGGUCAAGGACGGGUCAAUCAGCUCGGUGGCGUCUUCAUAAACGGUCGCCCGCUGCCAAAUCACAUUCGUUUGAAAAUCGUCGAAAUGGCCGCCGCUGGCGUCAGGCCCUGUGUUAUUUCCAGACAGUUGAGGGUAUCCCAUGGGUGCGUGUCGAAAAUUUUGAACCGGUACCAGGAAACGGGAAGCAUCAGGCCAGGAGUGAUCGGUGGUAGCAAACCGCGAGUGGCCACCCCGGAAGUCGAGGCCAGGAUCGAGGAGUACAAACGCGAUAAUCCAGGAAUAUUCUCAUGGGAGAUACGUGAUCGGUUAAUAAAAGAGGGUAUUUGCGACAGAACCACAGCUCCAAGUGUUUCCGCCAUUUCCAGGCUACUACGAGGUCGCGAUCCUGAGGAUGAAGCCAAACUCGGCGACAGCAAAACCAGUUCCGGAUCCGAUUGCGACAGCGAGCCAGGAAUCCCUCUGAAACGGAAGCAGCGUAGAAGCAGAACAACUUUCACCGCUCAUCAAUUAGAUGAGCUGGAACGAGCGUUCGAAAGGACGCAGUACCCGGACAUUUACACGAGAGAAGAGUUGGCGCAAAGGACCAAGUUGACCGAGGCCAGGAUUCAAGUCUGGUUCAGUAACCGGCGAGCCAGGCUCAGGAAACAGUUGUCCUCAACUACUUCCGGCGGCUACGUCAGCUCUGUCGCUUAUCCCACGGCCUCGUACGUUCUUCAUCCUCCAGCCGCGCCUCAUCCGCAUGCAGCGACCGCUGUCCCGCCGAAUCAUCCGCACCCUCACGCUCAUGGCCAGACGCUGCCCGAUAGCACUUUCUCCUCAAGUCAAGUACCACAGCUCUACUCAUCGCACCACGACAGCAUGUCGCACCAGCUGACCUCGGAUUCAUCUCGGCUAUCUUCAUCCGUCGGUACGACCCCGACUUACGGUCUAUCGACGUCGGUAACCUACCCCAGUUCGCUUCUGCCGCCAACCUCAUCCAGCAGUACGACUCACAUGAACCACCAAGUAUCUCCGGUGGCAACCGCCCCCUCUACGUACCAGCAGGCUGGCAGUCAUCAGCUACCGCCGACCCCUAAUUCUCUGGUUACUAUGAUGGGCCCCAAUUCGAACAACUCGAACCCAGCGUCGGAUCAACUUACAUCCUCGGAUCUGCCGAUCAGUUCAGUGUCACCCGUGCAACAACAGCAACAACAGCAAGCGAGUCAAGGAAGUUCGUCGCCGUCGUGGAACUUGCAGAUUUCUUCAACUGGUCGCGUCGGACUACCGAGUCCGCCCUCAAGCUUGCAGCAACCCCACGCGCACGUUUCCCAUCCGCAUCAGACGUUCGCUAGCCAUUACGGUUGUCAGAGCUUCCAGCAACCGCCCAGACCCGCGCCUCAUCAACCCUUUUACAGUUGGUAUUAAUAUUGAGUAAGUAGAUUGUCUAGAGUCAGGCUUUGGAACGGUGGUGGUGUUUGUAUAAAGGGUGUCCCAUCAUGUGUCGUAUUUUUUUAGAUGGGAGAUUCCUGAGGUGAUUGGAAACAAUAUUUUCCUAUGUCGAAAUGUUCUCUGAGGUGUGGUUGUCGAAUUAUUAACGAAGAACCGCGACCAAUCAGAGCGCUCGUAUAUCGCGCGCUCAGGAGAGUGACAACUGCCUCGCAGUCGGGGAGCUCACGACAUUUUGAGGGUAGUGAUCGACCCAAAGCUUAUUUUCACCCACGUGUAAGUUUUUGUACCGUACAUAAGUGAAAUGA